Paramisgurnus dabryanus is the source of this 2214-nucleotide messenger RNA. RefSeq names its product general transcription factor IIF, polypeptide 2b (gene gtf2f2b). The record is from RefSeq and is a predicted model, not a curated record. Gene Ontology annotation, biological process: transcription by RNA polymerase II; transcription initiation at RNA polymerase II promoter. NCBI's taxonomy places the organism in Eukaryota, Metazoa, Chordata, Actinopteri, Cypriniformes, Cobitidae. Gene Ontology annotation, cellular component: transcription factor TFIIF complex.
AGCGUUUGCAAUCUGCGGCCUGGUUGACUUUCAUAUCAAGACCAUUUUUACUGUAUUUACUGAGAGCUUUUCAAACACACAGGCCUUCAGUCAUGUCAGACAAAGGACAAGACGUCGAUUUGACUAGGGCCAAACAAAACACAGGAGUCUGGCUGGUGAAGGUGCCCAAAUAUCUUUCUCAACAGUGGACUAAGGCAUCUGGACGAGGAGAAGUUGGCAAACUUAAAAUUGGGAAAGUUCAAGGGAAGACUGUGGUCUCUUUCAGUUUGAACGAGGAGCUGGCGGUUGUUGAGAGCUCUGAGGAGAAGGUUUCAUCCGUUCGGGUUCCCAAAGAACAUCCCUUCAACAUGCAGACGGUGGGAGCUCAGACCCUUGCUGUCUUUACUGAGAGUUCAGACAAGGUGUCUCUUGAAGGCAUGGUUGUGCAGCGUGCCGAGUGCAGACCUGCAGCCAAUGACAGCUACAUGAAAUUAAAGAAGCUGCAGAUAAAAGAAUCCACCAAACCUCUACGAUUAUCCCAAAGGCUUGAUAAAGCUGUUACAUCCAAUUACAAACCUGUGUCUAACCACAGUCAUAAUGUGGAAUAUGAGAAGAAAAAGAAAGAGGAAGGCAAGCGUGCAAGGGCUGACAAGCAGAAGGUUCUGGAAAUGCUCUUCUCUGCCUUUGAAAAGCACCAGUACUACAACAUUAAAGACCUGGUGGAAAUCACAAAGCAACCAGUGAUUUAUCUGAAGGAGAUUUUGAGAGAGAUUGGAGUUUAUAAUCCUAGAGGACCUCAUAAGAGCACAUGGGAGCUGAAACCAGAGUAUCGACACUAUGAAGAAGGAGAAGAAGAUGAAGAGAAGAUGGAGUAAUUCACUUCAGAUGUCCACUGCUGUCCAAAGCACGGUUUACUUUUAUUUAAUCCGUAUAUUGUUCCUUUUCAUUUAGCCUUUUGGGCAGUAUGAAUAAUUUUUUUCAAGAUGAAAAAGACAAAAUGUACAAAAGAAAUGAAGAUGGUUGUUUCAUAAUAUUCAGUUUUUUCCAGAGUUUAAGACAAGUGGCUGUCUGGGUGUGUUAUGAAAUGAAUACUAAAAUUUGCAUAUGACUCUUGCGUUCAUCUUAAGUGAAAGGCAGUUAAAAGCACAUUAAUAAUGAACCAGUAAUAAAAACACAGAUCCUUUGAAAUCACUGUUUGGAGUUUAACAUUAGUGAAUAAAUCAGCCUCUGCGUCCAGCUGCAAUUCUUCCAGCAUCCUUGAACUUGGGAUUUGAGCCCCGGCCUCAGGUUCACUUUCUCUGGCAGUUCAGACUCCGAGCUCCCUUCGGGCACAGCAAGCCAAGUUCGUUUAGCAUUAAGACUGAAUGCGCAGGUAAACUAGUUUAGAAAUGUAGUACUACUUAAAGGCUCAUUUAGCCAGUGCAAAGGUAUACAUACUCUGUUUCUAAUAUUUUCAGCAAUUUCCUUGACUUUGUUUUUGAGAUGUUUUGUGCCCGAGUCUUUAUUUUGUCCUGAACAGACAGAGGAUCCAUUAAUUGUUCUUAUGAAAAAAUUCCAGCAUCUUCUAGGCAUUCAAGUAGAGUGUUGCAGUAAUGACACAUUUAUGUAGGCCAACCUGGAAGUUAGCAGGACACUGGUUCCUUUUGUCAAAAAAUCAUUUAUUUUAUGCAUAGACUUUUGGAUUAUAGCAAAAAUAUGACACAUUUUGCCCAACAAGAUGAUCGUCACAGAUGAACACAACAUUUACAACGCCUUUACUGGGUCUCUCGACGUCAACGUCAUCACCACCAAGCUUCCAACAGCUCUUUCACACUUUAUUAAACACAUUUGUAUAUUUCUCCCUAAUGAGGAAAUACUCUGUGGAUUAUUCUUUGUUGGGAAUUGUGCCCAUGGUGCAUUGUUUUUGAGAUCUUAAUGCGUGAUGACGUUUAAAUUCACAUAGUCUGUAGUCCCAUUUAGCAACUGCCCUUUUAAAGACACUUUAAAGCCUUAUAAAUUCACUAGUUGGGGUAUUACUGGUGUGUAUGUCGCAGAAUUAAAUGCGAAAAUAUACUGGGCUUAUUUUAACCCAAAAUCUUAUUUAAGAAGUUUAACCAAAACCCCAUUGACUUUAGAACGAUGGAACUGAAAGUGCUAAAAUGCUAACUCUCUUCCGGGUUUUGCAUAAAAAAAUACAUCAUCCCUGUGGCACUGUAUAGUGGCUACAGGGUGUGAAUUUGAGAUUCAGCUUUUCAC